UCUUUUCUCUCCUCCCCUGGCUCCCUCCUCCUCCUCCUCCUCCUCCUCUUCACCUCCAGCGCCCAGCUGCUCACAGAGCGCAGUUCCGACCCACAGCCUGGCACCCUUCGGCGAGCGCUGUUUGUUUAGGGCUCGGUGAGUCCAAUCAGGAGCGCAGGCUGCAGUUUUCCGGCAGAGCAGUAAGAGGCGCCUCCUCUCUCCUUUUUAUUCACCAGCAGCACCGCGCAGACCCUUGACUCGCGCUUGCCUACCGGCGCCCUCGGCCUCUCUCCGCGCUCGGGAGCACCCUCUGCCACCGCCGUUCUCCAUGCGCAGCGCCCACCCGAGGAGCUAGAAGUCAGCUUGGAGCGGCUCCAAACCGUGGAUGGCCUUGACUGACGGCGGCUGGUGCCUGCCGAAGCGCUUCGGGGCCGCGGCUGUGGACGCCAGCGACUCCGGAGCCUUUCCAGCUCGGGAUCCCUCCACGCCGCCUUCUCCCAUCUCCUCCUCUUCUUCCUGCUGCUCUCGGGGUGGGGAACGCGGCCCCGGCGGCGCCAACAAUUGCAGGACGCCUCAGCUCGACACGGAGGCGGCGGCGGGACCCACGGCCCGCUCGCUGCUACUCAGUCCCUACGCCUCGCAUCCCUUUGGGGCUCCCCACGGACCUUCGGCGCCCGGGGUCUCUGGCCCCGGGGGCGCCCUGUCGAGCUGGGAGGACCUAUUGCUGUUCACUGACCUCGACCAGGCCGCGACCGCCAGCAAGCUGCUGUGGUCCAGCCGCGGCGCCAAGCUGAGCCCUUUCGCACCCGAGCAGCCCGACAGCAGCCUGGCGGCCAUGGGCGGCCGCGAGCACCAGUACAGCUCGCUGUCGGCGGCGCGGCCGCUGAACGGGACGUACCACCACCAUCACCACCACCACCCGAGCGCCUACUCGCCCUACGUGGGAGCACCGCUGACGCCCGCCUGGCCUGCCGGACCCUUUGAGACCCCGGUGCUGCAUAGCUUGCAGAGCCGCGCCGGAGCCCCGCUCCCGGUGCCGCGAGGCCCCAGCGCAGUCAUUGGCAACAUUCCUUCCUCCCGGCGGCUUGGAUUGUCCUGUGCCAACUGUCACACCACAACCACCACUUUGUGGCGCAGAAACGCUGAGGGUGAACCCGUGUGCAAUGCUUGUGGACUCUACAUGAAACUCCAUGGGGUGCCUCGACCGCUUGCUAUGAAAAAAGAGGGAAUUCAAACCAGGAAACGAAAACCUAAGAACAUAAAUAAGUCAAAAGCUUGCUCUGGUAAUAGCAAUAAUUCUGUUCCCAUGACUCCAACUUCCACCUCUUCUAACUCCGAUGAUUGCAGCAAAAAUACUUCCCCUACAACACAACCGACAGCUUCGGGGGCAGGCGCCUCGGUGAUGUCUGGUGCCGGGGAGAGCGCUAAUCCCGAGAACAGCAGCGAGCUCAAGUACUCAGGUCAAGAUGGGCUGUACAUAGGCGUCAGCCUGGCCUCACCGGCCGAAGUCACAUCGUCGGUGAGACAGGAUUCUUGGUGCGCCCUGGCCCUGGCCUGAGCCCACUGUGGGAGCAGGAGGACGCGCCAUGGCCGGCACCACCACAGCCGAUGUUGACAAGCAGUCCAGGCUGGGCCCGGGAUGCCCACGGGACGUUCUCCUCUGACACAUGAUUUUCGUGCCUUUAUUUGAAAGAGAUGUAUCUCCUGAGAGGCUGUUCUGCCUUAUCACCCAGGCCCCGUCCUGAAGACCAGGGAGAAGAUGGACUGCUUCUGGGGAAGGGCCGCAGCAGCCCCCUGCCAUGGCCACAGCCGCUUCCAGACUGCCUUUUUCUGGGCUGGCCAGGGGAUUCAAUGUCUACUUCCAGAACCCGGGACUAGGACCAGGGCUUUGCCUGCUGAGGAAUAUUGAGAGAUUUUUUAAACACAGGUUUUAUGUGUAUUGCCGCAAAUCAUGUGCUUCUUCUGAUCGGUAUCGGUUAUUCCAAAAUUUCUUCAUACCUUUUCCACCCCUGAGUUCACAUGUGUUCACGGAGAAGACCAUUGGCUUGGUACACACCUCUGGAGGCUGAGUCGGUUCACGAAGUCUCUUGUCAAAAGGAUCACUCAGUUUGCAAGACUGCAUCGUGACUGUAACAUACACUGUGACUGACGUUUCUCAAAGUUCAUAUCGUGUGACUGACCCAAAGUCAGUUGGAAUUUGUAAACAGGGUAGCAAACAAGAUAUUUUUCUUCCAUGUAUACAAUAAUUUUUUAAAAAAGUGCAAUUUGCGUUGCAGCAAUCAGUGUUAAAUCAUUUGCAUAAGAUUUAACAACAUUUUUUAUAAUGAAUGUAAACAUUUUAACUUAAUGGUACUUAAAUAAUUUAAAAGAAAAAAUGUAAACUUAGACAUUCUUACACUUCUUUUACAACUACAUCCCAUUUCUGUAUUUCCCAUUGUGAAAAGAAAAAUAUUUCAAGAACAAAUCUUCUCUCAGGUAAAUUGCCUUUAUCCAUUUGUUAAGAUUUUUUAUACAAGAACACCAGUAUCUCCCCUUUAUCUUACUGUGGAAUAUGUGCUGGAAAAGUGGCAACAGAACUUUACUACCUAACAGAUAACAUUUGUAAAUACUCUAGGCAUCUGUACACACUAUGAUGAAGUCUCUAUAGUGUGACUAACCCACGGGCAGGUUGGUUUACGUUAAUUUUUUUUUUAAAUGGGAUGUGCUAUGGAAACCUAUUUCACCAGAGUUUUAAAAAUAAAAAGGGUAUUGUUUUGUCUUCUGUACAGUGAAUUCCUUCCCUUAUCGUUUCAUUUUGAUACUGUAUGUGGCUAUAGAUAUUCAUAUAAAACAAGUGCAUGUGAUGUUUGCAAA
This is a messenger RNA of Vicugna pacos (alpaca), 2832 nucleotides long. NCBI's taxonomy places the organism in Eukaryota, Metazoa, Chordata, Mammalia, Artiodactyla, Camelidae. The record is from RefSeq and is a predicted model, not a curated record.